AAUCAGGGUAACUAGAGGUUAAACUCUAUUAUUUCGUUCAAACAGAAGGAAAACUGGCUCUGUGGACAUGUAGGAAAGCUAAGGCCUAUAGACAAAUACUCAGGAAACAAGCUCAUGUGGAUCACAAUUUGACUAGCAAAUUAAAACGUCCUCAAGCCUUUUUCCUUUUGCAUCAUGAGAACCAGACCCAACUGCUGUGGCCUUCGCCCUCAGCUGUUCCUGAUACUGACAACACAAUAAGGAAACGUGUCAAUGUGUGUUUAGGUCGCGUGUGCACUGCAGACCUAUAAGCCUUGGCUGUCCUGAGUUUAAGGUGGGGCGUUUCUCUUACGGCUUCUUUUCAGGUGCAAAGGAUGAAUCAUUCUCCCGUUAUACAAGGAACAAGCGGCUGUGGACUUAUGCUUCUAUGAUGGGCUCCAUAAAGUGCAUAGGCGAAUGUCUGCCUGCGUUUUUGUUGGCCGUCCUUUUUGACUGUUUCGGCCUGAUUCUGCUUUUCAUCGGGUUAUUCGCCAACCUGCGCCUCAACAACAGCUUUUAUGGCGACUUUUUGAUCUACUCCGGCUCUCUGUUCAUUUUCUUAAGCCUGGCCUUCUGGGUCAUGUGGUACGCGGGGAACAUCCCGGUGUCAGAAGAUUACGGUCUGAAGAAGAAGAGGAGCGGCAUCGUCGGCCAGCUGGCGAGGAAGCUGUCCGAGCGAUUAAGCCAGAAACCUAAAGUGGGACAACGCGCCAAGUGCGUUACGGAUGAGGACGACUACCAGGUGGGAAUACCUCCUCACAAACCCAGCAGGGUGACAUGGGGCAAGUCCACAGCCUACCGCAACGAAGGGUAUGAUGACUCUCUGGACUCCCCCACUGUGGAGAAGAACGCGGAGGAGGAAGGAAAAGAGAUUUGGUCUACGGCCAAUGCGUCCUGAAUACCUACCUUCAUACUCAUCUCAUGUGUUAAAUGUCCCCAUAUCAGCUUUGAUGCAUCAGGGACUCCAAUAUGUUGUGAAGGAUACUCCUACAAAUGAAGGCGAAUGUGACUGAACUUUCAUAUUAAAACAUUUAUGUAGCCUAUACUGCAGCCCUUCAGAAGAUUUGAACCACUUUCUUAAAUAGUUGUAAUUGUUUCCAUUUUCUGUUGCACUUUAUUGGGGGGGUCAGAAUUUCCUAAUAAUUCCCUAGAAGUUUCCUGGAAACAACUUGGUGCUAUAGGGAAAAUAGAUGUUUUGUUGGUGCACUCUCAGGUAAUCGGUUCCACUUGAAGUGCACACGUCAGCUAAACACACAAAACAAUACUGAAUUAAUAUUUAUUUGGCUUUAAGUGAAGAAGUUUUUAUUCUUCUUAUGUUUGAUUUUACUGCUACCGAGUUACAUUAUUAGGAAUGGGGCCAUAACAUAUAUUAGAGUUUUAACUGUCUAACUAUUUAAUUGUUUUGUUGUUGUUUUCAGUUCUGUUGUUCAUUUCAUUCCCGACAUGAAGGUCUACAGUUUCAAAACCUCUUUGUGUGGCAGUUAGUUUGUGGUCAUUUAUUUUACUGCAUAUUUGUUAAUGGCACGUCCACUUUUGUAUAUAAACUGAUGUACAGUAGCGAGCUUAAUGCAACACCUGCAUUAUUACUUCAUUUUGAGGCUCUGUGUUGUAAAGAUCCCAUGGUAAAAUGUAUUUAUACUUACAUGGUCCAUUUUAAUUCAAGAAUACAUGAUUAAUCAAGUUAACUUAAACUAAGGUGUAAACACUGGAAUCUGCAUAUAAAACCCCACCCACUGAGUACACUCUUAAAGAAACACCUCAGCCCUCUGAGGUAGCAUACAGCCUGUUUAUGAGCCUGCAGUAGCAAAGCUCUGAACCAGAACUACAGUUUGUCUCUGUUGUGUCCAGCUAAUAAGGUUUCUUCACUUAUAGUUCUCAUUGUUUUAAUGUUUUUGUCUCCAUAGUACUUUUUGUCAUGUCCCAUAUAUCUUGAAGCUGCUAUACUCAGAGAAUAAAGUCAGGUCAUGUUUGCUGGCUGAUUUGCUGCAGAAGUGACAUUAACACUGGUCAGACUGGUUUGUC
This is a messenger RNA of Monopterus albus (swamp eel), 2040 nucleotides long. It is a transcript of the gene tmem238l, whose product is annotated as transmembrane protein 238 like. NCBI's taxonomy places the organism in Eukaryota, Metazoa, Chordata, Actinopteri, Synbranchiformes, Synbranchidae. The record is from RefSeq and is a predicted model, not a curated record. The transcript has a single exon. The coding region runs from base 407 to 916 and encodes 169 amino acids.